Messenger RNA from Drosophila grimshawi, 5429 nucleotides. RefSeq lists its product as uncharacterized. Bases 59 to 5302 code for a protein of 1747 amino acids. The record is from RefSeq and is a predicted model, not a curated record. The transcript has 5 exons. Lineage: Eukaryota; Metazoa; Arthropoda; Insecta; Diptera; Drosophilidae.
CUAAAUUUUUGGUGUACCUCAUUUUUUAUUUACAUAUGCGCAAAAUUAAUAGUUCACAAUGCUCAAGAAAUUUGUUGAAGUCAAUGCGGACGCGAGUCCCUCACAGAAUCCCUAUGCGGUGCGCACCUACAUGGGCGAUGACGUCACCACCGAGUGGAAGGUGGAGAAUUGUCCUCCUCGCAAUCGUGUGUGCCUCAAAAAGCCGCCCAACUCCACAAUUACACAUGUGUUGACCAUCGAGGAUGAGCUGCGCCGACUGCACCAGAAAGCAGAGGAAUCCCGCUUCGCCCAUCCCUACAAGAAACGCUGCGAUCUCUACGAUGAGUUCACCAUGUGCAUAAUCCCGCAAAGAACGCCGGCCGAGCUGAAGCUGAACGCCGAGAUGCGGGAACGCCUCAUUAUGUCCCAAACAGAUGCUGGCCUUGUGGAGCACGAUGCACGUCUCGAUAAAACGUGCCCCAAAGAUCUCAUCGCGCUCGACAAUCCCAUGGAAGCCGACGAAGAGGAAGAGGAGGCUGCCGAUGAAGAUGAAGGCAACGACGAGGAGGAGUCCGAAGUGAAGCCACAGCCGGCGACACCCGAAUGCAGCUCCGAUAUGAUCAUAAUUCCCGACAAGCGCAUGCUUGAAUUGAAACGCCCAAAGAGUCGCAUUUAUUUGAAUGAAACCGAGGUUGGACCUCUGGAAGAGUUGCCAUUUCCAUCGUAUAAUCCACGUGUCAUUCAAGAGGGUUUAGAGGGUGAAAAUUUGCGAACCUACGAUAUUAUCGAGGGUUGCAAUCCACAAGAUUUGUGGACCUGGAAUGUAGGCUUGCAGAGACGUGAAAUUGACUUGGAUGAAGAAUUUAUAACAGCUGCUCUACCCAAAUACGCUCACGACGCCGGACUUACCGUCUAUAAUAUACCCACGCAACUAGAGAAAACAUUUACAGUCGAAAUUGUCUUCGGCAAUCGAAACAUUUAUCCCGAACCGAAAGUGGAACCAUUUCGCGAAAGAUAUUAUUAUCGACCCAGCGAAAUUGCUGCAAUUAUCAUAGCCUUUGUGGAGACAUAUGAAGUGAAUCCAGAUUUCUGGACAGCUGGCACCAUGGAUGGCAUACUGAAACGCGGUGUGUCCCUAACAAAGAAGAGCAUAAAGCUUAAUUAUAAGUCAAAGGACAAUGACUUUGACAUAUUACCGCAGGUAAUGGAACGUAAGGCAGCUGUAAAAAUAAAAAUUCACUUUACGGGUCAAUUCAAGAGGGAGCCCAAUGUCUAUAAGGCACUUUCUCUGUUCUUUUCACAAUAUAAUGCCUGCAUUUUCACCUCACGCGAUAUGUUUCUGUUGAUCUGGAAACGUUGCGUGGACUCAUUCUUUAUCUUCGAUCCCAAUGGACGCAAUGAACAGUGCCAGCGGGACUUCCCGGAUGGCAUGUGCUCGCUGAUGGCGACACGUUACAUGGAGCAUCUGGUGCACUUAAUAACCAAGUUCAGUGAUCUCACCGAGAACGAUGAGUUUAACAUUUAUGAAAUAUCACUCACACAGUAUGGCAAGCUGAAGGAGCCGCAAAUACGCAAGGACACACUUUAUCACUAUCACAAAUUGUGGGCUGUGGUCAAUGAGAAUUUUGCGGUGAAGACCGCUGGAAAUAGUGGCAUACAACAGCCCAUUUCUGGCAACGAGAAGAAUGCAUCGCUGGUUGUCUCGCUCAUUGCGCUCAUCUAUUCGGAAUUCGAGCUGGCGAAGCUCUGGCGACCCAUGACCAUCGAUGAUAUCAUUCGAUAUGGAAUUGCGUAUUACAAAACGCUGCGUAAGAAAUUUCGGUUGGAUGGCAAGCGCUGGAAGAAGAAGAAGCCGGAAUUAAAUAUCGUCGAUUUGCCAGAGAUGUUUCUGAUGGGCGCCUUUAAGGCAACGGUGCGCAAGUAUCCCUUCAUGAUCACUGGCCACGUGACCGACUGUAAAUCCUAUCUGGAAUCGCAGUUAACCCACGCGCUCCAGCAUCUGUUCGAGAAGCCCGAGUGGCCUGCUGCCUUGCUCCAGAUUGACAACUCUGUACUGGCCGUUUGGCGGGAUCGUGAAUUCUUUUAUGCAUUCGAUCCGUUUCGUCGUAACCGCAUCGGUAUGGUUGUCGAUCCCGAUGAUUAUAGCAUCAGGGGAAUGGCCGUAUUGCAAAUGCACACCACAUUCGAUUCGUUUGUGCGCAUCUUGUACCAGAAUGCACUGAAGAUGCGUCGCGGUGGCAAGUUCUUUAUCCAUGGCAUUAGAACGGGCUGCAUUCGACCGUUACAGGUGAUGUCGGAGCAGCCGAAUAAGUUCCCAGCACUGCAAAUGGGUUUGCCCACAUAUGACGAUGAGCCGCCUGAAAAGGAGCUGGCGCAGAAGAAGAGCAUCGAAAGCAUUCCGGAGGAGGAACGGAUACCCGCAAAGGACGAGCAUGAGUUUAUUGAGGAACUGAUUCUUGACAUUAUUAAUGGUAUUAUUAAGGAACUGCCUGAUCCGAGACUUGCUCGCCCCGAGUUGUACCGGCCAGGACAGAAGAUACUGCUGGCAACGGACAAGGAAAAUCUGCGUGCCUUGCGCCUCAAGAUUAAGCGGGGCUACGAACUGGGCGAAGAGGAGGAACCCGAUCUGAAACGUGUGCUAACCAUUGAGGAGGAGCUGGAGCUCAAGUCAAAUUACCAGACGCUGCACGAUGGUGCUUACAUCAUUAUGGGAACUACAAAGCUGCCACAAUUGGAUGCUGAAAUGACGAAGCUGGGCGGCAUUUUAGCUGCUCUGGUGGCCAUCGCUGCAUCCGCCAAAUUUAAGGUAUCCACGUGGAACGCCGACGUCAUCGAGUUCUGCAUCUACUCAGUUAACAAAUUCGGCGAAGAGUAUCAGAAUUACGAGCUAAUCCUCGCCUGUCUGCUGAACAAGAAGCUGCCAGAUAUUUCCGUUGGCAACAGCAAUUUCUCGCUAGUUGUGCCCGAGGUAUACAAGUCCUCAGUGCAAUCGUCGCUGAGGCAGGACCUGCUUGAGCUGCUCAUCAAUAACAAUCGCGUGAUGGUCGUUUGUCAGCAUUUCUCCUGUGUGAUAUUCAAGCGCUACAAUUUGCUUUACAUGUUCAUUGGAUUUCCCUGCAAUGCCAUCGGCUAUCGCAAGGGGGGAUCGGGACCCGCCUGCAUGAUGCGCUUCAUCGAGCUUGACUCGCUGAUACGACGGAUUGAGUUUGGCUGCAAUCCGCAGGGCUGUUCGGUGAUGAAUUACAUUGUGGCCGCUAUUAAGAUUGUGGACAAUAAUAUCGAAGGUCGCUUCCGACGCUGGCCAAAGACGGAUGAGGAUAACGAGUACAAUGCUGAGAAGGCACGCAAAGAGAGGUUGCGCAAGCAGCGACUGGAGAAGUUGCGCUACAUCGACGAGGAGCUGAAGAAAGAGAACAAACGCACUCAAGACUUUCUGGCGGCCAAGCAGAAGCAUGAGGAUAGUAAAAUUUGCAAACCCGAGUAUAGGGAUCUGGGAUUGGACGAGGGGAUGGGCGAGGAGGGUGAGUUCUUCUGGGGAAUGGAGGAGGAAGAGGAGGGCGAAGAGGAAAUCGAGCUGAAGCACAAGCCCGGCAAACGUCUGCCCAAAGAGAUACGCAAGGCAUACAAGCCACGCCCCAUCCUCUAUGGGUAUCGCAUGCGCGAGAAGGAUUGCAACUUUAAGAUUCAGGGCAGCAUGAAUCUAGAGAAUCGUGCCGAUGGCAGCUUCAAGGAAAUCAAACCCUGCUACUUCGCCUGCGCUUUGGCCAUCCUGAGCGUCUCGCUGCGUCCGCUGAAUCGCUGGAAUUCGUAUCGCAUCGAUCGAGUAAUCAUUCAUGCCAAAUCGAUUGCGGCGCGUGUCUGUGAUCUGGAGUCGGUGUUUGAGCGCGUUGUACGCCAUGUCACGAUCGAUGAGUACGAAUUUGACAUCUGGAUACGCAUUCUGGAGCCGAUAGGUAUGUGGACGCCGGCACCAAAACCGACAACUCCACUUUCCACAGAAGCAGCUCUUGUUAUCUUUAAGAAGAAGCUGGAGAAACUGCUGAAUACUCGCAAAUAUCUGAUGAUAUUUACGCCCAACGGUUGCUUUGCCUUGUACCACGAUGAGUUCUAUCAUUUAUUUGAUCCAUAUGCCAGCAUGGAUAAGCCCGGCGAGGAGGAGGAAGAGGCGGAUGAUGAUGCUAAUGGUGCUGGUGGUGGUGACGAGGAGGGCGAUGGCAAGAAAAAGAAAAAGAAGUGUCCGAAGGGACCCAAACGUUAUCCGGAACGCAACACAGCCUCCUGGGUGCUGUUCGCCGAUGUGGACAACAUGCUCAAGUAUAUGGACAAACGCUGUGCCCAGCCAGACUGGAAGGAGCAGAAUCAGUUUAUGUUCUACGUCGUCGAUGUGCUCUCCUAUAAGAAGGCAGCACCCAAUGCACGCAUCCUGCAGCUUUUGACUGAUCUGUCCAUACCGAUGACGUGCUCGAGUCGACAGUAUGGACGUCCUGAGUAUGAGAUUUGUGCCACGAAUGAAUCUCUUGGCUGGCUAGAGCUGGAGAACUGUCUGCCUGUGUGGAGCCGUAUGAAUCGACGUAACACAGCUGGUAAAUAUCGAAAUUUGCCCUUGAGCAAGCUAAAGAAAUAUGACAUUGAGAUUGAUGGACGUCUCUGGUCGCUUUGGGGUAAUCUUCAUCCUGAGGCACCUGUCUUUGAGGACGGGGUGCGUGGACGUCAAUAUCUUGCUAUCUAUGUGAUUGCAUGCUGUGCGGCAAGCGUCUAUAACCUGAUGGACUGGAGCGCUCAACUGCUGGACACGAUUGUUGUCAGUGGCACCAAAUACUUCAAAGAGAGCGUCAGUCAAAUAACUAAAGAGGACUACGAGUUCUCCGUGGAGAAUCUAAACAUUGACUGCGCGCUGGAGACCAUAAACUUUGUGGUGCACAUCGAGCAUGUUUGUUUUGGCAAACUGUAUCGCGUUCCUACCUUCAAUCGCAUGAAUCUCUCCGAGGCGCUGAUCUACUUCUUCAGUCAUUAUCAAUUCGGCAUUGUGAUGGUGAGGAAGCGGGCGUUGGCAAUUGGUUUCUGUCCGGGUCACGACGGUGGUUACUUUAUGUACGAUUGCCAGGAGAAGGAUCAACCACUGUUCCCGAAACAACAGGGCGCCUCAUAUCUACUACGCACACGGCAUCUCCAAGUGCUGCUCUACUGCAUUGUGGUCACCCUAAAUGUACCCUUCUACAACAUUGACUUUAGCAUCCACAAGGUGGAAAUGUUGCGUGAGGGCGCCACUGUUGAGAACGAGGAGGAGGAGGGUGAUGCGGGCGACGAAGAUCAGGAUAAAUAAGUUGCGAUGAUCUUCGAGUAUUCUAUGUGAGAGGCUGUGUUUGAUAUUUAGUUAAUAGCGAUUUUUUAUAAAAUGGUUUUGUAAUAAGUAAUAAAUGCAAGGACUAAUCCCUUUGAAAUCUUUUAUA